Spizellomyces punctatus DAOM BR117 is the source of this 960-nucleotide messenger RNA. RefSeq lists its product as uncharacterized. Bases 41 to 814 code for a protein of 257 amino acids. The record is from RefSeq and is a predicted model, not a curated record. Lineage: Eukaryota; Fungi; Chytridiomycota; Chytridiomycetes; Spizellomycetales; Spizellomycetaceae. The transcript is spliced from 3 exons.
CCCCCAUCUUUGUCUCCUUCGCAGGCUUCAUCUCCUCAUCAUGGCUUCAAAACCAUUCUUCCUCGCGUGUACAGUUCGCAGACCGCCAAUUUAUCGGGUUCCCUCCCGACGUCUCUAUUCUACAACACCUCCUCGUCGCUCUUCCCUGCUCUUCCUCUCCUCGACACUUGGCGCUGCAGCAGCAAGUUCUUUCGUAACCUACCAGCUCUUCACACCUUCUACGGACCCACUCAGCACAGCAUCCGAUGACGAUGAGCUUGCUUACGCGGCUUUGUUGCAGGCGGAACGAGAUGGGCAUGAUCUUGUCAAAGAAAUGAGGCAAGAUCCUCAGUGGAAGGAGGUGGAUCCGUACAGUUAUUUAAGUGGGGGACGGUUGCAUAGGAAUUUUACCGCCGGAACUCUGAGAGGCAAGGGCAAGUUUGCUCUCCGGCCAGCAUUGUUUCACAACAAGGACAUGACUGAAUGUGUUGCUGUGUUGCACGUUGGCGAAAGACUUUCAGGACAUGAUAAGAUAGUGCACGGGGGUGUGCUGGCAACCCUCAUGGAUGAAAUGAUUGCAAGAUCGACUAUUCCAUCUCUACCUUAUCAAACGGGCUUCACUGCAAACCUCACUUUGAAUUAUCGAAAGCCAGUCGAAGUGAAUCAAUUCAUUGUUCUGCGGUCGAAACUCAACAAAUUAGACGGAAGAAAGGCAUAUGGGGAAGCAAAGAUAGAGUCGUUAGAUGGUCAAACGACUUUUGUCGAGGCAACCGCCUUGUUUGUGAGUCCCAAACAGGCGCUACUGGCAGUGGCCAGUCGCUUUAGACCCGCAUGAUGAUGUCAGUUGUAAACUUGUUCGCGGAUUAGAUCGGGACAGAUGAGCUAGAUGUUUUCUAGAUGCCUCUUUGAUUCCACAUUUUACAAAUCAAACUCUAUAUAUCAUUAAAGGAGGCAAUAGUUCUAAUCGCUUGUCACACUGAA